This is a messenger RNA of Sphaerulina musiva SO2202, 639 nucleotides long. RefSeq lists its product as uncharacterized. The coding region runs from base 1 to 639 and encodes 212 amino acids. NCBI's taxonomy places the organism in Eukaryota, Fungi, Ascomycota, Dothideomycetes, Mycosphaerellales, Mycosphaerellaceae. The record is from RefSeq and is a predicted model, not a curated record. The transcript has a single exon.
AUGUCGAAAUUCUACCAAGACCACAAUGGCCUCCACCUCGGCAACGACUCCUCCUCUUCCAAAUUGACGCGUACUCGAAACCUCCUCAUAUUCCUCAUCUGCAUCCUAUCCACCUCCCUCUUCUACUACGAACUCGUCUAUCGCCACCAAGACAGCAGCGACACAAACUCCAAUCUCGCAGCAACAACAACAAACCAAGACCCAAACAACCUCCACCAAAUCUCCCCUCCUCCUCCUCCCAGCGAAGCAUCAUCCGCAGAAUCCGAAGAAGAAGAACAACCCAACACCCACCUCCUCUCCACCCGCCUCCCGCACCCCGACGACGCCACCCCCGGCUCCGACUUCUCCUUAUCUUUCACCUACACCGACCCCACAAACACCCCUUGCACCAACCCCGGCUGGAUCUACGGAAGUUGCACCAACGAUGCACGGUAUUUUCAAUGUUCUCCCACCACCAACACUAUUCUCGCAUAUCCGUGUCCGGCGGGCGAGAAAUUCUUUUGUACGGGAGAGAAUGUCGGAGGUUGUGAUUUGAGAUCUUCGAGUGUGGGGAAUGGGUGGGAGAUGAAAUGUGAUGGGGUGGGAGUGGAGAUGGGGAGUUGUGGGAAGAAUGCGCAGCUGGUUCUUGGGUAUGAGUAG